Messenger RNA from Oncorhynchus kisutch (coho salmon), 1647 nucleotides. Its product is annotated as intestinal-type alkaline phosphatase-like. The transcript is spliced from 11 exons. Gene Ontology annotation, molecular function: alkaline phosphatase activity. Gene Ontology annotation, biological process: dephosphorylation. Gene Ontology annotation, cellular component: plasma membrane. The record is from RefSeq and is a predicted model, not a curated record. Lineage: Eukaryota; Metazoa; Chordata; Actinopteri; Salmoniformes; Salmonidae. The coding region runs from base 42 to 1625 and encodes 527 amino acids.
UCAGAUGUCCUAAUGUCAUUACUAAGCACAUAGCACACAACAUGGCUAGUCAACAUACCCUCAUUGGAUUAAUCCUAUUUCUAUCGGUGGAUUGGACUUCAUCUGUCAUUCCAGAGAAUGAGAAGCAUCCCAGCUACUGGAACAACAAGGGGAAGCAGGCCCUCCACAAAGCUCUGGAUAUGAAGCCAAACGUCCGUCGGGCUAAGAACACUAUUCUGUUCCUGGGAGAUGGUAUGGGCAUCCCCACAGUGACUGCAGCGAGGAUCCUCAAAGGGCAGAUGAAUGGAGGGAACGGAGAGGAGUUUAGUCUGGCAAUGGACACCUUCCCACACUUAGCCCUGUCUAAGACGUACAACGUGGACCAGCAGAUGCCUGACAGUGCCGGCACAGCCACUGCCUACCUGUGUGGUGUGAAGGCCAACUAUGGAACCCUGGGUCUCAGUGCCUCAGCUCUGCGCUACAACUGCAACAGCACCUUCGGAAAUGAGGUGGAAUCUGUCCUUCACCGCGCCAAGAUGGCAGGGAAGUCGGUGGGCAUCGUCUCCACCGCCCGUGUGCAGCAUGCCUCUCCUGGAGCCGCCUACUCCCACACAGCCAACCGAGGCUGGUACGCCGACUCUGACAUGAACACCGCAGACAUCACAGCAGGAUGCCGUGACAUCGCCUACCAGCUGGUCCACAACACUGACAUCAAUGUCAUUCUUGGUGGAGGACGAAAAUAUAUGUUUUCCAAGGAAACACCGGACCCAGAGUAUCCAUCAUACAAAGGAGUCCGUAACGACAAGAUUGACCUCACAGCAGUGUGGCUCAAUAACAAACAGAAUGCAAAGUAUGUGUGGAACAAAGAUGAAUUUGAUCAAGUGAAUCCGGAAAAAACGGACUACCUGAUGGGCCUGUUUGAGCCAAGUGACUGCCGCUAUGAGCUAGAGCGUGACCAUACCUUGGACCCUUCCCUCACUGAGAUGGUGGAUAAAGCCAUCAAGAUCCUCCGCAGGAACCCCAAAGGAUACUACCUCUUUGUGGAAGGGGGGAGAAUUGAUCACGGUCACCAUGGCAGCGGGGCCAAAUUUGCCCUGACAGAGGCGGUGGAGUUUGACAAUGCCAUCGAGCGGGCGGCAGAACUGACCAGUGAGCUGGACACUCUGUCUGUGGUCACUGCUGACCACUCCCAUGUCUUCUCCUUUGGAGGGCACUCCAACAGAGGGAACCCCGUCUUAGGUCUGUCCCGUAACCUGGCUGAAGAUAAAAAGAGCUUUACCACCACACUCUAUGGAAACGGACCAGGAUACAAGUUAGUCAAUGGAUCUCGUGCAGAUGUCAACACAACGGAAGCAGAUCACAAAGAUUACAAGCAGCAGUCAGCCGUACCUCUGGACUCUGAGACCCACGGCUCAGAGGACGUGGCCAUCUUUGCCAAGGGCCCCAUGGCCCACCUCUUUCACGGGGUCCAGGAACAGAGCUACAUCGCCCACGUCAUGGCCUACGCAGCAUGCAUUGAGCCCUACACAGACUGCUUCAUCCCAGACCUAGAGCCAGAGCCUGACCACACAGGAGCCACCAACCCCAGCCUCAUAGUGCUGCUGAUGGGCCUCAUACCUGCCCUCCUCUCCAUUAUAUCUGUCUGAUGGGCCUCAUACCUGCCCUCCU